AUGCCAGAGGGGGCCCCAGGUGUGCCUGAGGAAGCCCAGGGCAUGCCAGAGGGAACUCCGGGAGAUAUGGCUGCUGUGCCAGGCAUGCCAGAAGGCAUUCCGGGUGUUAUGACUGCCACACCGCCAUUGGCGCCUAAUGGUAUGGAGCUCUUGAACCUGGCUAAAAGGAUCUCAGAAUGUGCCACCAAGAUUGGAAAUGUGAUUGAGAAUCUUGCCAUCGCCUUGGAUGAUUUCAAUCAGGGAAGGAUGGAGUUGCAUAAAGGAUUCAAAGAACUGAGUGAACAGAUCAAGAACACUGCACACUGUAUCACCACUAUGACAUCAGGAGUGUCAUUUCAGUCUGGGGAGAUCACCAAGCUUCUCAAGGCUUUCGAUCGGUGGGCUGCCACGGGUCGUUGGGCUCUGGCUGGAAGCCAGACGGUGGAGACCAACAUCCAAGGAGUCCAAAGAGAGGUUGAAAAGCAAGCAAAGAAGAAGCCAGUCUGA
Cladocopium goreaui is the source of this 486-nucleotide messenger RNA. The record is from the annotation of a GenBank genome assembly. Lineage: Eukaryota; Dinophyceae; Suessiales; Symbiodiniaceae.